AAUCUGAUUGGUUCCCAGUCUCUUCACUCACCGGAUGUCGGAAGAAGCGCAGAUACAGCUGAUGAGGUGGAUCUACUUCUAUUCGGGACAUUGCUGGUGAAUGCUGGUGCUGUAUUAAAUUUCAAAUUGAAAAAAAAGGAAUCCCAGGGUUUUGGAGAUGAUUUGACAGAGGCCACUACAGGUGAUAACAUCAGGGAAUUUUUACUCAGUCUGCGAUACUUUCGAAUUUUCAUAGCACUGUGGAACAUUUUCAUGAUGUUUUGUAUGAUUGUGUUAUUUGGAUCAUGAAUGUGUUUUACUGGAUAUCUCUGACUGUUUGAAAAUUGAAAAUAUGCUGGCUCUACGCACCAGAAGAAUUUUCUCCCAUCCUAUUCUUUCAGAAGCCCUUGUUUUGAUGCAGAACAUCAUCUCAGUUCAUACAUCUACAGAACCAGUUUUCUGUUUGUAAUUGAUGAAAAUUACACACCAGCAAAUAUGUCAACAUAACUGGACUAACUCAAUGUCAAUAGUUCAUCAACUGAGGGAAAAAACAAAAAAAUCCUGGGUUUCUAAAUGAAUGUAGUUAACAUUUUCUUUUAAUAAAACAGCUACUUUAGUGCCCAA
This is a messenger RNA of Xenopus laevis (African clawed frog), 603 nucleotides long. RefSeq names its product small integral membrane protein 7-A-like. The annotation marks the transcript as partial. The record is from RefSeq and is a predicted model, not a curated record. The transcript is spliced from 5 exons. NCBI's taxonomy places the organism in Eukaryota, Metazoa, Chordata, Amphibia, Anura, Pipidae.